This is a messenger RNA of Linum trigynum, 4768 nucleotides long. The record is from the annotation of a GenBank genome assembly. Lineage: Eukaryota; Viridiplantae; Streptophyta; Magnoliopsida; Malpighiales; Linaceae.
GGUUGUGUAAAUUGGUUUGGCCAUUGAUUGACCGAGGUACCAGCACCAAGAGCAAUGCUAUAUCAGAAUAGUAUUGGAUCACUUCUCCCUCUUAAGAUCUCCCCAUGAAGAACCCUAAUUCCCCAUGUGUCGACUCUGAUGUCCACGGAGGUUGUUGUAAUUUUUUAUUUUAUUUUUCCUUAUUGAAGGUUUUUAUUAUGUAAGUUAUAGUGUUUAUUACUUGCUUAUGAUCGUCCUAAAGCUUGCUUUCUCUUAGUAAAUUUUGCCGCCCAUUAAGGUGGUUCGUAGCUAGAAUAACAGGAUGAAAGAUCUAAGUUCUAUUGAAUCUUUGAUUAGAAUUAGAGCCUUCUUGAGUGGAUUCUCAAGUGAAGUCCUGCUCCUUGGUUGGAGAGGCAAACCUUAGAACCCUAAAUUUCAUUGCUCUCUUAAAUUCCAGCAACUAUCAACAACAGAAAUCUUCCUUUCCAUGAUAUAAACACUGGGCAUACAUACUUCUGUCCUCAAACACCUGAUUUGUCACACUUUAGACUAAGGAAUUAGGGGCUAAGACGAGGAUGCUCACUACUUACCUGUGUGCAUGUGCUCUUUGUACAGAUAGAUUGAUAGAAACAUGUUUCUAUCGGGUUUUUGGGUCGGGAUUGGUGUUUGGGAAUUGGGGAUUAUAGGCCAGAAUCGGGGAUUUAGGGUUGAAGAAGAUAGAAUUACGGAUUGAGAUUGGAUUUGGGGAAGAAUUGGGGAAGAACUAGAGAGAAUGGCCGGCGGCCUGAUUAGGGAGCAAAGAGAGAUUGAGAGGAUUAGAGGAGGAGAUUAGGAUUUAGGAGAUUUUAUUUAUAUUCUUCUUGAUUGAUUACCAAACGAAUAACAAAGUACACUUGUAGGAAAAGAGCGGAAAACCUAACAAUAAACCUAAUCUUAACAACCAAGUAAUGAUUUAUCCUAAUAAUUAUCCCUGAUAUUAAUAUGAUGAUUAUAGAAUAUCAAUUCACUUUUGUAUAUGAUAUACUCAGAACUUACCAGCGAAUUCAGUUUUUUAGUGUAUUGGUUUCCCGAGGAGUGCAAUUGUGAACACAUGUUGAUUUAACUCUUUUUUCCUUCUCCAACUGUAUCUGAACACAACUCAAAAGGUUGAUGCAUGACAUGGAAUGGAACAUUACUAUAGUUGUACCACUCUAUUUCCUUGUCUGGUAGUUUUCUGGUAGACCUGACUGUAUAGGCUGCGGAAAAUCUGUUUGGUGUUUUAGAUUCACAGCAAACAAGUGGGAUCAUUGCCUAAAUUCGUUAUUGUUCGAUCCCCUUCAUGCUGCAAAGUACAGGUCGAAAGAUUUUCCAGAUGUGCAUGCUCUUAUAAUGCAUACAUACAACUCAGAAAAGGCUGAAUCUCGUGUGGAUCACUUGGGUUUACACAAAGCCCUGUGUGUUUUAAUGGGAUGGAACUUCACCAAGAUUCCUGAUAGUUCAAGGGCGUACCAGUUCCUACCUGCCCAUGAAGCAGCAGCAAACCAGAACGAUGUGAUUGUGUGGCCACCUUUGGUGAUUAUUCAUAACACAGUUACAGGAAGGGGUAAAGAUGGGCGCUUGGAAGGUUUGGGAAAUAAAGUCAUGGAUGGCAAAAUAAGAGGUAUAGUGCAAACCUUCAUUCAAUCGUUCUUGUUUGUUUUGAAACAAUGUGACAUAUCAGAUCCAUGGAUUCCUUUGUUCGUGAAUGGAGGAUGGGUUGCACUGCACAAUAGUAUUCUCUGACAACCUGUUUCCUAUUCUGCACUGUUUUCGCCUUUUUGGGGGUAGGGCAGUAAAUCGAGAUUAUUGUCAUAGAACAAUCUUAUGGAAAAACGUUAUGUGCUUAUUGGGUACCCUCCUGAUAACAGUAUAGUUCAAUCUACUAAAGUGACUUGGUUGUAUCCAAGAAGGGUUUCUAUCUUUGACAAACAUCUGUAGAAGAACUUGCUUUGGAACAUUAGCAGCUCUGAAGCCGGCUACUAAAAAGUGAGCUAAACACUCAGUCCGUCUGUGCGAAGAGGCACCACUGAAGGUAGUGGUCUAAGAAGAUACCAGGAGAUUGCAGUCGGAAGAGUUGUUGGUUUCUGAGUUCUUUCCCUCCUUUUCUUUCUUUUGUUUAGUUUCUUUAGGUAUUGAGUUGCAAGCAACUCAAUAGAUAUGAUUCUGCAGCCUAAGUCUGGUUUCUAAGUAAACCUUACUGUUAAAGAAUGGAGUUGCACCGACUUUCACUCUUCAAAAAUGUUAGAACAACUUCCUUCUCAAUCUUGGUGGCCUCUCAGUUUCUUUUGGAGGAGGGGGAGUAUAUCUGACAUCCUGCUUCCAACAAUCAGGAAUAGGUUGUUUGCAUUUUGUUUUUGUUUUGGCGAGGAAUGGGUAAGGUUGUUGCUAAACAGUUCUUUUCUUCUUUAGCAAAGGGGGGUUAACACCGUUUCUUAUGUGUUAUGUCUCAACGGUCUUAUAUUCAUAUCAUGGCCGGGUUUAGGAAGCAAGCAAUUGCUUGGGCUUCUGAUGUUUUCGGGGUAACUUUCCUUCCUUUAAGCCCGUUGUCUCAGUGAACUAGAAUAGUAGCUCUUUAUCUGUCGGUCCUUAAUUGACCUUCAUGAAUAGGGUCCAACGGUAGGUUGGAACUCUAUUUUUCAGAAAUAACCAUUCAGAUGAACUCAAGUCACUGUCACAGAUAGAUUCUCUGCUCUUAGCUGUAAUAUUCUCUCUUAGCCAGUGUUUUGGUCAUGGAGUGAAUAUGCCAGUUCAGCUGUCUAAUGCAGCUACAUUAAUGAUCCUGUUAGAAUGUGCUGUGCUGUCCUGUGCCUUUUUCCUGCUACAGAUACAAGUUUGUUAAGACUUAAUACCCUAAUUUAUCUUGUUAGGGUAUGAUGAUGGGCAGAACCCAUCUCUUCAUGUCUGCCAGGCACUGAAGCUGAGUCUGACUGAACGUGGAAACUUACCGAAUACCUAGUUUCUUUUCAGAACUUAGUAUUUCUUACCGCUAAUGAGAAACUGAGUCAGAUGAAUGUUCAUAUCCUUUGAGCAAUUGAGUCAGAUCUUUUAGAGACUGAGAUCAGUUAUCGGUUGUCAACAUAUAUUCGGCUACUGAACAAAUAGAGCAGUGCUCGUUUCACAUUUGGCGGAUGCUCCUCCUGGCUUCAUUUCUUUGUAAAUGCAAUUCUAGUUUUGUUAUAUGCUGGUCAUAAUGCCAGUGCAAAUCACGUUUAUCUCUUUUCCCUUUCUGAUUUUACUUUCUAUAACAAUGUGGCUUUUCAGCUCUUGGAUUUCCAGGUGGCAAGUCCAAGUCACUGUAUGGAAGAGACGGUCAUCAAGGAAUGACGCUCGUAAAGUAUAGCGGUGACAUGUCAGGCUUGAAGGAGGCCGUGCAGCUGUCCGAUCAUUUUGCUGUGCAGAAUCAUGGACGAAUCACAUGGGAACGUAUACAACCGGUGACUUUAGGCAGGGACGACGACGAGCGGAAUCCAAACUUCGUGAAGGUGGACCAUCGCAGUGGGGAUAAGACGAGGAUUCUAUAUGGGUAUCUUGCCACAGCUGCUGAUCUUCACAGGUUGGAUUUCGAGACGCGGAGGAAGGUCACGAUUGAGAGCCUUCGAGAAUACCAGCAAGUCAGUCAUCCUCGUCCUCGAUAACAGGAUCACCCAGAGGUAACAAAGAGCUAUAUUCGAACUUUGAUAUUUAUCCCAUUUGCGAUUCUAAGGCACCGGUCUAUAAUCUGUGUGUUGGUCAAUGAUGAUCGUUGUAUUUUAUCAGAAUUUGAGGUGGUAUUUAGGAAUGACCGGAUUGCAUAGAGAGCUUCAGAUGUAUCAUCUUAAUUCAUUUCAUAAGUAAGCCUUUAGUUAGUCCUUAUCACUAAACGGGUGGUGCGUGGUGUCAGUCAGAUUCUUAAUUUUUAUAGCUCUUUCGUCCCUUACAAAGCCAGUUGUUGCAAGUAUAUAAUAUUAAAACUGCUUCUUUGCUUUCUGGGUAGUCAAGGACAAGGAGAGAAGUUGUUCUUGUGUUAGUUUUUGUUUACACAGAAAGUGAGGGUUUUGGGUUUAGACUUAAGAGGUUGAGUAUUGGAAGUAGGCUAUGUUAGCUGCUUGGUUGUGUCGAGGGAGGUUUUGGGCGGCAAAACGAUACCCUAGCUCGAACAUUAUAAGUAUUUAUGCAGGAGGUAUGUUGUACUAGAUUCAAUAUGACGUUUCGGUGAUCGAUAACAACGUAUGUGACAAAUGUGUAAAAGUUGAUCUAGUUGUCAGCUAUCAGUCAGCCAUUACAAUGAUUUUGUGUCUGUUGAUGUAAGCCGCACCUGGAAAGAUUGUUUUUGUGUGUUAGUUACUGUUGGGUGAGCGCACGUUUGGAUGGUGGGUUGUUAAUAGGAAUAGCAAUGGGGCAUGUUCGGGGCGGGUAUCUCGAUACCCAUACCUGCCCCAUGGCAGGUCGGGUCUGUCAAGAACUAGUUGGUCUCAGUAACUCGAGUUGUUGGAAAAGGUUCAAUCGUAGAUCAUAUACCACAACACUAACACGCCCCCUCAAACGAAAGCCACUCACAAGGGCUUGAAGUUUGCACAGGUAUGAAGACAAGAAUAUCAUGUGCUUAACAAAUGGGGGUCACCGGGAAUCGAACACAAGACCUCUCGGUCAUAGAAGGUUCUGAUACCAUGUCAUGAACCAGUUGAUCCAAAUAACUCUUGACAUUGUAUCGGAGCUGGUUUGGCCAAAUGGUCGUGUGUUCAAAUCUCCACGACCCCCAAUAUUAACAGUUGAUUAAAGCACAAGGUAUGGU